Symbiodinium necroappetens is the source of this 395-nucleotide messenger RNA. NCBI's taxonomy places the organism in Eukaryota, Dinophyceae, Suessiales, Symbiodiniaceae. The record is from the annotation of a GenBank genome assembly.
AUGGAGCGGCACGGCGAACUUUUGCUGGGAGGAGCUCCCAUCAAGCUGAGCCAGGGCCCCGAGAGUUUGCAGAUCGGCUGCGAGGACACCACUGGAUUCCAACCUUGGGCGGCAGCCUCGCGCGCUGCCGCAGAAGUGUUGCCAUCGCCGGGGCCCAGGCUCCAGCUCGAGUUGGGAUCCGGCUUAGGCGCCUUGGGCGUCCGCGCCGCCGCCGGGGGCCUCGUGUUGCUGUCAGACAAGGAGGUGCCUGUGCUGGGCCUGGCAUUGAAAACUGCUGCUCUGAAUGGCGCGCGCUGCGAUGCGGUAGCCUAUGACUUUGCCAAAGGGGCGCGAGCGCCUUUUCGCCCCGGAGUCUUCGACCUCCUCUUGGCUUCCGAUGUGCUCUUCAUGGACCG